AGAAAUCAACAAAGAGCCGAAGCCUCAGACCGCAUCUCCGUGACCUGCGCUCAAGACACCUCCUGUUAGAACACGCCCUGUCUCCUGAGGGCGCUUUAUCGUUCGCUCUUCAUCACACUCGCUCUGGAAAGCAAGCGCGCAUCAGUGCUGGUCUCUGCAUCGACACUCUCGACUCGGCAUGCGAGCGUUCUGGAGGCGCGUGUGCUUCUUGUCAUUUCUCGCACUCUCUCCUGUCGACGCAGCAGGCUGUAACGGUGAUGCAACUCUUUGCGCAAAGUCCUAUUCAAAUGUCACUUUUGUUGGCGCGCACAACUCUUAUGCUGUCGGCUCUAGCUUGUCAGACAAUCAAAACUACGAUGUCACGACUCAGUUGAAGGAUGGUGUCAGGCUCUUGCAAGGUCAAGGUCACAAUGGAACAAAUAAAGGAGGCUCGCUCAUUGAGCUAUGCCAUACAUCAUGUGCUUUGGCGGAUGGUGGAACACUCGAAUCAUAUCUUGGCAAAGUCAGAAGCUUUGUUGAGGACAAUCCAACAGAGGUCAUCACAAUCCUAUGGGUCAAUGCGGAUAAUAUGCCUGCAGCGAACUGGGCAAAAGCGUACGAGUCCAGCGGACUGAAGCAAUACAGUUAUGUGCCAACGACUGAAUCUGUCACAAGCUGGCCCACCUUGCAGCAGCUUAUCGACAAGAAGACAACGGUCAUAAACUUCAUCACCUCACAACAAGACUUUGCCAACUUUCCCUACCUAAUGCAUGAAUGGAGCAAUGUCUGGGAAACUCCGUAUGAGAAUCUUGACUACAAAAAGUUCACCUGUGAACUCGACCGUGGAUCGAGUGCAUCAGGUCUAUACAUGGCCAACCACUUUGUCUACAAAGAACGCACAAUCUUGGGCCUCACCAUUGACUCACCCGAUACUGCCAAUCUGGCCAACACCAACUCACUCGAUAGCGUCAACGAUCAUGGCGAGAUGUGUGCUGCUAAAUGGGGUCGCUACCCAAACUUUUUCCUUGUGGACUAUUAUGAGUCUGCUGGUGGUGGCGCAAUGCGAGCUGCUGCACUCCUCAAUAAUGUUCAGUACCAGGCGGUAGCACUCGGGAAUGGCAAGACAAUUGGCGCCAUCAAAACAUUCUUCAAAGGGCCAGACGGUAUUCGCAACAUUGGGCUCGUUGCAGGCGGCGGCGCAUUGUUGCUUGUACUUUUGUGGAUUGCAUGUUGUUGCUGUUGUCGUCGCAGAACCAGACGCGCAGGUCGGCGAGCAGAGUCGCAUGUUCCCUGGCAGACGCAGAACAGCAGUCCGAAGCCAUACGUUCAGGCUUCCAAGCCUGUCGAAAAAGAAGCCACGGAGCAGAAUGCUUAUGAACUGCUCGAGAAGGACUCACCAACAAGAAAGCCAGUUUCUACGGGUGCUGCUGCCAUCCUUGCGCCCAAACCAUUCUCGGGACCGCCAUUACGAUCUGCAGUUCCUGGCUAUCAAGCACUUCCACUCAACCAGUCUCCAGAGGCACAACGACCAUUGCCAAGUCCGCCACGUCGGGCCGUUCAACCUUAUGGCAAUUAUAAUGACGGUUCACCACAUGCGUAUGCACAGGGCCGACAAAGUCAACCUCGUCGAAUGAGUCCAGAACGACAGCAUGGGCGUAUACCUGAUGAUAUGAGUGGACCAACACCUUUUGGUGCUCGACCUGCGCCUGGUGCGAUUCAGCAGCGACCGCGACCACCGCCACAGCAACAACAGCAGCGCGAUCCAUUUGGGCAGCCAAGGGGAUAUGGUCAUGUACCUGGGUAUGGUCCACCGCCGCGAAUGCAACGGCCGCCGCAGAUGCAGCCAUAUCCGAACUCAGCUCCUCACGGCUAUAACAAUGGCAAUGGCUAUCCUGGUGCAGGCCAGGCGCCUCGUAGAGAUUAUGAUCAGCAUAGCUAUCGUUGAUGCUCAUCAAAAGUACAUCUUAGUAUUAGGCAGAUCAAUAGUUUAUCGCUGGUGCAAUUGACUGGCAGGCCAUUAGCCAAGUUUGAGGUAGAAAGGGGGUAGGCCGAUGUUUUCAGAAUGUUUGCUUCAAUACUAUAAGAAGAAUACAGCUAUGGUCGAAUGUGGAGGAUGAAAUGUACUUCAACUCACGGUCUCUGCAGAUGCCCAGGGGACUGACUCGCAGCGCAGGACUGGCUGAGGGAGUGAAGACUUCAACAAGCACAAUCGCUUGGAACGUGCCUGGUAAGGCGUCUUAAUCAAGCAACCUAGAUAGUGCAAAUAGGAUUGUUACGGAUAAGGAGCAG
Molecule: messenger RNA, 2268 nt
Organism: Protomyces lactucae-debilis
Lineage: Eukaryota; Fungi; Ascomycota; Taphrinomycetes; Taphrinales; Protomycetaceae
Product: PLC-like phosphodiesterase
Exons: 2
Coding region: 179-1924 (581 amino acids)
Biological process (GO): lipid metabolic process
Molecular function (GO): phosphoric diester hydrolase activity
Source: RefSeq, a predicted model, not a curated record